AUUUUAACUCGUUUUUUUAGUUUUCAUUGUUAGGCUGGGUAGUUUUAGUGAUCAGUCCGUAUUGGGGUCUUUUGUGGCAAUUGAUGGUUUUAUCUUUCAUGAUUGCUGAAAUAUUCGGUAAUUAAUUUAAAUUAAAAUUUUUUUUAAUUUUUAAAACUAAAAUUGUCAUUGUUAUUGUUGUGUGGCAAGUCUUGUCUCAGUUAAUUUAUUGUUAACUUUUGUCCUGUUUUUUAUUUUUAUUGACGCCAGACACUCACAUUAUAGAGCCCAGCAACAAUGUCUGACAUUAGAGAGAAUCAACUUUCCUCAAAACUGACCAACGACAAUGAUGAUGAAGAUGAUAAAUUGUUAGCAUUGGCCAACCAUGUCAGUCCCAGUGAAAAGGAUGAAGACGAUGAUGAUGUUGCACUCAACAGACAUCAUGCCUACUCCAUCAACAACGAUGCUGAUGUUGAUGCUGGCGAUUUUACCAACAAGCAUCCCAACGGAGACUCAACAUUUCAACAACCUCCAAUUUCCAACAACAACAUCAGCAGCAGCAACAACAACAACAGCACACCACAUCCACUAACAAACAGUAGGAGGAGCAGUGCCAUCGCAGAUGCACUGACAAACAGCAUCGGAAAUACUAUUGAUCCCGAGAUACUGGAGACGGACAUCGGCGAUGAGCACUUACAUGUAUACAGAAGUCGAUGGUACAUUCUGUUUGUUUAUUCGUUGGUGGCAUUCUUGCAGGGGGGGUUGGGGAGUGUCUGGUCCGUGAUCACCCCAUCUGUUGAGGAGGCCUUCAGUUGGUCAGAUGAUCAGAUAUCCCUGAUGCAGUUGUGGUUGUACGGGGCUUACGUCGUGGCCAUGGUUCCCUAUGCGAUCUUCCUCGAUAAGCAGGGUCUGAGGUACCCGAUGCUCUUGACGUGUUUCUUCCUCGUGCUGGGAACUGCAACGAGAUGCAUCUUCUCCUCGCCUCCUUAUGUCUUAUGGUCGGCUCACAUUGGUCACUUGUUCAUUGGUUUAUCUGGACCAAUAGCAUUCAUAGGUGGGCCAAUAAUAUCUUCUCUUUGGUUCCCGGCCAAUCAGAGAACGACAGCGACAUCAAUAGCAACGGUCUCUGGUUAUGCCGGUGGGGCUGGCUGCUUCUUGUUUGGUCCAAUGCUUGUGAAUAGUCCAAGUCAAGUCCCAGUUAUACCAGCCAAUAUAACCACGCCCUCAUCGCAACACAACUACACAAGUGUUGAUGUCAUAAGAAGCCAGAUCAUGAUGUGUCGAUAUAUAGAAUGCGCCUUGUGUUUCUUCCUCUUCAUCCUGGUCAUCGUCUACUUCCCCUCCAAACCCCCCAAGUCACCGACCAUCUCAGCUGCCAUCGGGAAACUGGACUUCUUCAAUGGCAUCAAGCACUUGUUUAGUCGCAAGUUAUUGAACUUCUGGUGCAUCUGCCUUUCAUACUGCAUCCCAGUUAGCAUCUACGGAGUGUGGGUGGGUCUGCUGGGGGUCAACAUUAAGGGCCUUAUUGAGGAGAGUGAGAUUGGAUGGCUGGGUUUCUCUGCGAUCAUGUCCGGAUGUGUGACUGGCGUCAUUUUCGGCAGGCUAUCGGACAUAUUUGUGGGGCACAUGAAGUCCUUCACGCUUGUCAUGAUCACCGGAUUCAUCAUCUCCACCUUCUGGUUUAUACUCAUCUCGCAUCAGUACAUGCACUUCAGCACCAUUCAACUCCACGUGGCAGCCGUCCUCCAAGGUCUCUUCAACAAUGGAGCGGUCCCCCUCUAUUACGAACUGGCCAUUGAAUCGACCUACCCCAUCUCCGAGAUAUGCAUCACGACCGUCAUGACUUUCGUUUACAACUUCAUUCCACUCUUCUUCCUCUUCAUUUUCUUCAUUCCAAACGUCGGGACGCUAUGGAUGGAUUGGUUGCUGUUUGGUACUGGAAUCCUUGCUUUUCCGAUCCUGAUCUUCUUCAAGGAACUCUACAAGCGAUCCACCAUCGAUCAGGGAGCUGAACAUUUGAGGAAAAGUUUUCGGAAUGAUGACAUUUCAAUCAAUACGGAUGGUGAUGGUCAUGCUGCGGUUACUGCUGAUGACAAUGACGACAGUCCUCUUUUAAAUGUCUGAUUUUAUGCAAUUAAUCUUAAGGCCAUGUAUUAUAAUUUAUAUUUUAUUUUUUUGAUUUUUUAGAUCGGGAGAUUUUUGUAAUUUAUGCAUGCAUUUUAUUACUUUUGCGAAUAUGAUCUGCGUGAUAUUUUUUGGGCCAUUUUUUUCUUUUUUAAUUUUUGUAAUAAAAGCAAUUUUAUAAAA
Molecule: messenger RNA, 2286 nt
Organism: Helobdella robusta
Lineage: Eukaryota; Metazoa; Annelida; Clitellata; Rhynchobdellida; Glossiphoniidae
Exons: 15
Coding region: 277-2103 (608 amino acids)
Biological process (GO): transmembrane transport
Cellular component (GO): intracellular membrane-bounded organelle; membrane
Molecular function (GO): transmembrane transporter activity
Source: RefSeq, a predicted model, not a curated record